Phytophthora sojae is the source of this 3636-nucleotide messenger RNA. Its product is annotated as subtilisin serine protease. Bases 10 to 3636 code for a protein of 1208 amino acids. Gene Ontology annotation, molecular function: serine-type endopeptidase activity. Lineage: Eukaryota; Oomycota; Peronosporomycetes; Peronosporales; Peronosporaceae. The record is from RefSeq and is a predicted model, not a curated record. Gene Ontology annotation, biological process: proteolysis. The transcript has a single exon.
AGCCCCGGCAUGCCGCUCCGACGGACCAUGCGGGCGCUCUUCCUGGGCGCGGCGCUGGCCGUCACUGCGGGCUGCGAGGCCGCGGCGCUCACGGACAGUCGUGGACUGAAAUUCGUGUCGCAGGACGCCUUCUGCGCCUACCACUGCAGCGCGGCGCACGUGGCGCAGGCCUACCGCCACCUGAGCGAGACGUCCGAGUGUCUAGAGAGCAACUGCGGCCGGUUCCUCGAGGAGGAGAAUCACCACUAUUCUAAUUCUAAUACCAAGAGCAGGAGCAGGACGAGGCGGAGACUGCGACCAGCUUUCAGCUUCAGCGACAGCAACGCCACCAACCAGUCGGCGGUGGUGGGCGACGUCCACGCAGCGAGCGAGGACGACAAGGACGUGACAAUCAUCAGCGUCGUGUCCUGCGCCAGCGUGACAGAUGUGACGCUGAGCAUCGGCGACCCGGAGACGGACGCGUUCGCCAACUUCUACCAGGCCUUCUCCACGGCCUACGACGCCAUGCUGUCGGGAAGUAACGCGACGUACGAUGCGUGUCAGCUGCAGUUCCUGCAGAAGGAGCUGCUGGCCAAUUACUCGACGGGCGUGGACGACGACGACACGGACGUGAUGGAGAUCAAGCCCACGCUGAUCAAGUUGAACGCCACGAGUGACGAGCUCAAGUGUUUGAAGGAGAUCAAGGAGAUCUGGCCCGCGUCGAGCGAGAGCCACACCCCGUUCUUAACUAGAAGCGACCAGGACGACGCAGCGGCGACGGUCAUGCUGGUGCACGUGAAUGCAGGGGUGGGGGACAACAUCCUGGCGCUCGAGUGCGUGGAGAGCGUGACCGUGCUGCCGGCCAUCCUGAAGCUCAUGCCGUUCGCCAAGAGUUCGUACGCGUUUUCCAAGUCCAAGAAGGCCAAGGAGGGACCGGCGCUGGAGAUCAGGCUGGCCAAGGUGGUGGACACGGCCGCGACGCUCAAGAAGCUUUCGGCUCGAGUUACCAAGGCGACGGGCAUUAAGAACCUGCUGACGAAGAAGAGCUCGACGGCGGAGACGGGAGGCGUGCUGAUCCAGGCGGCAGUGGACGACUACGAUACGUGGACGCAGGCGCUGGCCAUUGUGCUGGACGAUGAAGCUGUCGAGUGGGUGGAUCUGCAGCAGGUCGUGACGACGGGAUCGCUUCAGGCGCUGAAGACGCCCGCACUGGAGCAGCGCAUGCUCCGCCAGCGGUUUAUCGAGGAGAGGGAGAUGAAGAUGGAGCACACGAGUCGACGACUGGACGACUACGCGCAGGACCUGGUCGGCGUUAACAUCAUGCAGAAGCACAACAUCACCGGCAGCUCCAUUAUUGUCGGUAUCACGGACACAGGCCUGUAUAUCGACCACGACCAGUUCGACCAGGAAUCGCGGAAUAUGUACGACGACGAGGACCUGACGGCGCGCAAGGUCAUUUACUACCAGACUUUCGCUAACAACGUGGACGAGGCUGAGGGUGUGACGUGUGGCCACGGCACACACGUGUCGGGCAUCCUGGCAGGCAGCUCGUACAGCAAGAAGAACAGCGAUCUGGGCAUCGCGUCCAGCGCGCGCAUUGCGUUCAUGGACAUUGGCAAGCAGGAGUCGACGUGCGCGGGCACAAGCGGAUGCGAUGUGUCGCUGGAGACGCCCGGCGAGGUCACGAACCUCAUGAAAGCGCAGGUGACUACAGGCGCCAAGAUCUUCUCCUUCUCGUGGGGCACGGGAGCCAACGACUACAAUACGCAGACGCAACAGGUGGACGAGUUCAUCUACGACAACCCGGACAUUCUCAUCGUCGUGGCAGCGGGAAACAGCGGCGAGAGUGGUGACUACACGAUCAGCAGUCCGUCAGGAGCCAAGAACGUCAUCUCAGUCGGCGCCAGUCUGAACGCCGCGGCUUCAUUCUCCUCGACUCCAUGCCAGUCGGUGCUGAAUGAGAACACGGUGGCCUCGUUCUCCUCCAUUGGACCGACGCUCGACGGACGACAGAAGCCCGACAUCGUAGCCCCCGGCAUGUCCAUCACCUCUUCGCAGUCCGAGAAGCCUGGAUCGACCACCAAGUCGUCCGCGGUCUGCUCGCUGCAGGGAACUUCCCAGGCUACCCCCGUGGUGGCCGGUAUGGCUGUGCUGAUCUACGAGUGGCUGCGUGACGGCUGGUGGAAGAACGGCGUGCCGGACCCCACGUACGGCAUGGAUACGAUCCCGGCGUCUCUGAUUAAGGCACUUCUUCUACACAGUGGCGAGGCGAUGUCUCGCCGUCUGAUCGAGCCCAGCACUGGCGUUACGUCCUGCGUGGCGCUGGAGACUGCUGCUAAGACGCUGAACUCGUACCCCGACUUCAACCAGGGCUACGGCAAGCCGACGAUGCUCAACUUGGUGUCGUUCAUGGACGACAACAACUCUUCCUCCGCUUCUUCGACGAGCAGCAACACGAUUUACUUCUUCCCGAACUCUUCGGCUGGCUCGGAGCCGAGCGUGACCGAGGGCAGCGAGGUGACGUUCCACUUCAUGCUGACCGCCAGCGUCAACCUCCGCGUGACGAUCGCGUGGACGGACCCUCCCGGAUCCGUCGGCAGCAAGGCCACUCUCCAGAACGACUUGGAUUUGAUGCUGAAGGUGGCGAACACCAGCGCCAUCUUCUACCCGCUGAGUGGCAACGGCUCGCGCGACGCCGUGAACAACGUGGAAAUGGUGGAGGUCUCGUACGACGACGUGCUGGACGCGGUGACGGAAGCCGGCAUGGUCGUAGAGGACGGGUACAUCUACGUGCAGGCUGUGGUUCGAGGCCACAGUGUCAAGGCAGGAGAGAAUGCCACCACAACCGGCCAGAAAUUCUCCAUCGUGGCCUCGUCGACGCCGUCUUCAACCUCGCUGUCUUCAGGUGCCAACGGCGACGAGGAGUUCUGGCAGCCGUGGAUGACCAUCGGAGCCAUCGUCAUCUGUACGCUGUUGAUGCUCUUCGUGAUCGCGCUGAUCUGGCGCAUGCGCGUGACCAAGAAGGCCGAGAACCUCAAGGCGGAUCACAGCACUCCGUCCGCUGCUGCUGCGCUCACUGGCGCUGCCGGCAAGAGGACAUUGAGCCGCCGUGAACGCAACAAGAAGGCACUGGAGGAGAGCCAGCAGCACAUCCAUCCCAACUACCGCAACGUGGACGCUGGAGGCAGCCAUCGACCGGCUAUCGAGCACACACUGCAAGAACCUGUCAGUCGGCGUGGAGCUGGAGCUGGAGGCUUCAACCCGGCAGCUGCCGCUGCGAGAGAACCCAGUCGACGUGGUGCAGCCCCGCUGGAGCCUCCGCACCCUCCGUCCGUGCGUAAGACCAGCCGUCGCGCCGCUGCCGCCUUGCAACAACCCGUUCCUGGUAGUCGCCGGCGGGAUCGGGAGCGCGGAGACGGUCGAGAACGCAAACGCAGCGACGGCAACGACCGGGAGCGCAAACGUAGCGACGGCAGCGAUCGGGAGCGGAAGCGCUCCGAGCGGAGAUGGGAGCGUGAGCGCAGCGACCGUGCUGAACGGCCCGACCGACCCAACAGCGAUCGAGGUCGCCAGCGAGAGCGCAGCGCGAGGAAGAACGAGCCUGCCAAAGCACAUUCGACGCGGCGCAGCAAGCCGCCCAUCGUGCUCUACGAGUGA